GCGGUUUUUCGAUGUUAUCAGGUAAUCGCCCACCAGGCGGGCAGAAGUAUUUUCGAUAAAAAAAAAAAAAGGGCCAAUAGGUGAAAAGGUGAGAAAGAACAGAUAGGAGGAUCAGAGGCUGAGGAUUGAAGACGCUGAGGCCAUGUCCAGAUAGAAGUUGCUCUCUUCCCUUUCUGGGUUCUCAAAUUCAAGGCUUAAGCUUCAAGGAGAUAUCCUCGUAAUUGACAAUGAGGGUAGCGAUGCUUCAAAACAACCCAAUGCACUUCAAUCCUACAUUUUCCUGCUCUAUGAAACCCUCCUUUCAGUUCAGAGAGAAGCCACUCAAGGUUUCUGAUAUUAACAUGAAUAGAAGAGUAGGAGCAAUAGCAGCAUUAAGCCUAGUACUGUUAGCAAAAGAUUCAUUUUUCACUAAACUCGCAUAUGGGUUCGACUUUCUACUGGUGGCACCUGAUCAGACAAUUGAAGAGGCAGAGAGUGGAAUCAUUGGACACGCACAAGCUUUAUUGCAAGUGAAACAACUGAUAGAGUCAGAGUCAUGGGGGCAACUACAAACAGCAGUCCGGAAGAGUUCGCCAUUGUUGAAGCAGGACAUUUAUACCAUUAUUCAACAAAAACCUGGAAAUGAGAGACCCCUAUUGAGGAAACUUUAUUCCAAUCUCUUCAACAAUGUUACAAGACUUGAUUAUGCAGCAAGGGACAGAGAUGCCUCACGGAUUCGUGAAUGCUAUGAGAACAUUGUGCUGUUUCUUAAUGAAGUUUUAUCUAGACUAUAGGUAUCAAGCAAUUGUUUCAUUCCUUGCCUUCUCUCCUGCAAUAUUUAAGCAUCUUAAAAUGGCAUGCAGAUGAAAUUACAUGUAAUAUUUAAGCAUUGCAGGCUCGUCCUAGGAGCCUUCUGUUACAUCCAGGAUGCUG
Messenger RNA from Fragaria vesca subsp. vesca, 912 nucleotides. RefSeq names its product psbQ-like protein 3, chloroplastic-like. Gene Ontology annotation, cellular component: plasmodesma; photosystem II oxygen evolving complex; photosystem II. Lineage: Eukaryota; Viridiplantae; Streptophyta; Magnoliopsida; Rosales; Rosaceae. The transcript is spliced from 3 exons. The record is from RefSeq and is a predicted model, not a curated record. Gene Ontology annotation, biological process: protein phosphorylation; photosynthetic electron transport chain; photosynthesis. The coding region runs from base 228 to 773 and encodes 181 amino acids. Gene Ontology annotation, molecular function: protein kinase activity; ATP binding; calcium ion binding.